AUGGCUAUCACUCUUGCUUCCCUCAUCAAAAGCCUCGACAAGAUAUCAUUGGAAGACCUACAGCAACUCGAUCAUAACAUCGUUCGCGCGAAGAAUGCAAUGAGCUGUCCGUUACUACGCAUUCCGGCAGAGCUUCGGAAUUGUAUCUGGUAUUUGGCCUCAGUCGCAGACUUGAAGCACCAACAUAAACUCAACCAAGAUACCGCCGCCCUUGGCCCGGUGCAGGAUCGACCUCUGCAUCCACCAUGCUUCAUCAACACCUGCCGUCAGAUCAGAGCAGAAGCCGCACCCAUACUGUUCGACUCGAUCAUGAUUUGGGAGGAGUGGCUAGGCAACGACUUCUUCCCAGCCCUGAAUAACCCACGUGCUUACCCAUUUCUAUGGACGAAGCUGGCGCCACACCAGAUCAUGAGCCUGCAACUCGAGCGCAGAUACUAUCUGCCAACCUUAGCUAUUCGGUACAACUAUGCAGACGAUUUACCCAAGGCAUGGGCAGCAGUCACAUUGCGAUAG
Molecule: messenger RNA, 513 nt
Organism: Fulvia fulva
Lineage: Eukaryota; Fungi; Ascomycota; Dothideomycetes; Mycosphaerellales; Mycosphaerellaceae
Exons: 1
Coding region: 1-513 (170 amino acids)
Source: RefSeq, a predicted model, not a curated record